AUGGCCACCGCCAGCGAGCACGUCCUGGUCAGCAAUCCCGACAAACUGGUCCUGCUCGCCGAGAUCCCGGCCGCGGAUCCGCGUGGUUCGGAGCCAACGGCGACGCUCCGUCUCCUCGUCGAGCUGCGCAGCGACCACGGCGCCGGCCUGGAGGAUGUCGACACGAUGGAGGACGUGACCUGCCGCGUGCCGCUGCGCGACCUGGUUCGCCAGGGCGCGGCGGACCGUGCGUUCGGAGAGCUCGUGGCCAGGCUCGACAACCCGAUGCUGCGCCCGGAUGUCACGGCGGCAACCAAGGCAGCGGCGGGGCUCGUCCGGGCCAGAUGCGGGGACUCUGCGGCGGUCGACGGCCUCAGCGGCAUGGAGUUCCGCCUUCGUGUCACCUUCAUCGACGCGUCCGAUGAGCCGGCAUCGGACGAGGACGAAGACGAGAGCGGCAGCGACAUGGAGUUCGGGGAGUUUGAUCUCAGCGGCGCGCGGACCUUGCAUAGCCAGACCUUCGCCGGUGACGACUACGAGGAUGAUGACGACGACGAGGACGGCUGCGGCGCCCAGUUCUCGGUGCGCCCGUACCAGGGCGGCUUCGCGCGAGCUGCAGGAGGAUUCGGAGGGUCGAGGGACAGGACGAGCCUGCUGCUGUCAGGCUUCGAGGCGCGCUCCGACGGGCCCGAGCUCACCGACCAGCACGAGCUGACGUCGUGGGACAUGCAGCGCGUCGUGCGCCUGGCGCUGGACGACGACGGGAGCCUGGAAGACGACGAGGCGUACCAGCGUGCGUUGGCCGGCGGCACGCCCAUGUCGCGUGCAUCGCGCGCCGCCAUGCUCGGUCAGGCGCUGCAGUCCGUCAGACAGCCGCAGUCCAAGUCGCCAAGCGCAAUGUUUCCGAUGCGUACCGGAUUCUGAUUGCUCGCCGGAUUGCAACCAACUCUAUUAAAUUUGGUUCCAUAGAUUGGAAAAAGUCUGCAUCUCGCUUGACGUAACUCUUUGUCCAGUGGAUUAGUGGUUCGUGAAACCAGUUUCUAUCAUAACAAAACUGAUUCUGUAGACACUGAAAGUUCCUUUGUAUAGGCGAAAUGCAGCUGUAUGACUAUCUUGUCACAGGUCACAGCUGAAGUAAUACAGGAAACGAUUAUUACACUUUUAUAAUUCUACUAUAUACUACAAGCAUGUCUUGCAUCAGCUUUUCGAAAAAAAAUCA
Molecule: messenger RNA, 1198 nt
Organism: Brachypodium distachyon (stiff brome)
Lineage: Eukaryota; Viridiplantae; Streptophyta; Magnoliopsida; Poales; Poaceae
Exons: 1
Coding region: 1-903 (300 amino acids)
Source: RefSeq, a predicted model, not a curated record